Molecule: messenger RNA, 1524 nt
Organism: Moesziomyces aphidis
Lineage: Eukaryota; Fungi; Basidiomycota; Ustilaginomycetes; Ustilaginales; Ustilaginaceae
Source: the annotation of a GenBank genome assembly
AUGUCGUCCGCUGCCGCUGCAAUCGCUGGGCCCUCCCAGUCCAAAGUUGAGACCAACUCGCGUGGAAUCCCACAUGCACCUUUCAUCUCCAAUGUGCAAGAAUAUCUUGGCGGUCCCGAUGAGGAGGUGGAGCCGACUCUGAAAAAGUUUCAGGAGACCAUGUCCAAGUACAAGUUCAUGGAGCUCAACACGGCGCAGCGCCGUCGUGGCCUCGAAGAAAAGAUCCCCGACAUCCGCAAGACGCUCCAGAUGGUCAACUUCCUCCAGCAGAAGAAGGACGACCCAGAGUCCAUGCAAACCACAUUUGAGCUCAACGAUACGCUCUACGCAAAAGCUCAACUCGACCCCGUCGACACCGUCCAUCUCUGGCUCGGCGCCAAUGUGAUGCUCGAGUAUCCGCUGGAGGAGGCCAUCUCGCUGCUGAGCGCCAAGCUAGCUGGUGCGGAAAAGUCGCUCGCGGCAUCCAAGGAGGACCUCGACUUUCUGCGCGAGCAGAUCACCAUCAUGGAGGUCAACACGGCACGCGUGCACAACUGGGACGUCAAGCGCCGCCGCGAGCGCAGAGAAGAGCUCGAACGCAACGGCAUCACCACAGACGCUUCCGCCUCCAAAGCGUCCCAGGCGUCCACAUGGCUCUCAAGCGAUCGCGAUGCGCCGUCCGCAGGUUCUGUCGCACGGCCAGCGACAGCGCUGGCGCCGGAGAGCGGCACUGAGAACGAUGGCAAGGCUGAGGGGAGCGAGAACACAAACUCGACAGCGCCAGAGGGAACGCAACCAGACGCGGCCAAGUCAGAGCACGGGGCGGAUGGGGGCGCUGUCGUCGAGCAGCCAUCAAUAGAAGACAAGAAGGCAGAAGAAGCGACGGCAUCCGAUGGUGAUGGCGCCAAGCCUCUGCCUGCAAGCAAUGCUGACACGGAGAGUGUUCGUCGAGCGGACGGCCCGAGCGGCGCAGUCCACGCCAGCACUGGGGUCGCUGGGGUCGGCUCUUCCGCCGUGGUUGAUCGAUCGUCACUGCCUUCGUCGCUGGGAGUACCUCUGAGCGAUGCGGCGUCGUCGACGGCGCUCGUCGUUCCGCCACUCAACUUUUCGAUGGUUUCGCGCGGCAUCUAUCGAUCUGGCCAUCCGAACGAGCGCAACUUUGAAUUCCUGCGCCGACUCAACCUCAAGAGCGUCAUGUAUCUGGGCACGGAAGACUACCGAUCCAACAUGACCUCGUGGACCGCCUCGCAGGGGAUUCAGACCUUCCACCUGCGCCUAGCCAUCAACAAGGAACCGACGGCCGAGAUGGACGAGGCGGACGUAGUGCGUGCGCUUCAACUCAUCCUCCAACCCGCCAAUUGGCCGAUGCUCAUCCACUGCAACAAGGGAAAGUACCGCGUCGGAUGCAUCGUAGGCCUCCUGCGCAGGCUGCAAGGCUGGAGCCACACGAGCAUCUUUGAAGAGUACACCAGAUUUGCAGGGACCAAAAUCAGCGAUCUCGAGUUCAUAGAGGUCUUUGACCUGGCUAAAGUCUCGCUGCAAUGA